AUGACCCUCCGGCGCCUCAGGAAGCUGCAGCAGAAGGAGGAGGCGCCCGCGCCGGACCCCGCCGCCCGCGCCCCGGCCGCGGCCCCGGGCCCCCCCGCCGCGGCCGCCGGCCCCGGCGCCCCCGCGGACGAGCUGUACGCGGCGCUGGAGGACUACCACCCCGCGGAGCUGUACCGCGCGCUCGCCGUCUCGGGGGGCACCCUGCCCCGCCGGAAGGGCUCAGGAUUCCGCUGGAAGAACCUCAGCCAGAGCCCAGAACAGCAGCGGAAAGUGUUGACUUUGGAGAAGGAGGAAAACCAGACCUUUGGCUUUGAGAUUCAGACCUAUGGCCUUCACCACCGGGAGGAGCAGCGUGUGGAGAUGGUGACUUUCGUCUGCCGAGUUCAUGAGUCCAGCCCUGCCCAGCUGGCCGGGCUGACGCCAGGGGACACCAUUGCCAGUGUCAACGGCCUGAACGUGGAAGGCAUUCGGCACCGAGAGAUUGUUGACAUUAUUAAGGCAUCCGGCAAUGUCCUCAGACUGGAAACUCUGUACGGGACAUCAAUUCGGAAGGCAGAACUGGAGGCGCGGCUACAGUACCUUAAGCAAACCCUGUAUGAGAAGUGGGGAGAAUAUAGGUCCCUAAUGGUGCAGGAGCAGCGGCUGGUGCAUGGCCUCGUGGUGAAGGACCCCAGCAUCUACGACACGCUGGAGUCCGUGCGCUCCUGCCUGUACGGCGCGGGGCUGCUCCCCGGCUCGCUGCCCUUCGGGCCCCUGCUCGCCGCGCCCGGGGGUCCCCGCGGGGGCGCGCGGCGGGGCGGGGGCGACGCCGACGACGCCGUCUACCACACGUGCUUCUUUCGGGGCGCAGAGCCGCCCGCGCUGCCGCCCCUGCCGCCCCCCGCGCGCGCGCCCGGCCCGCGCCCCGCCGACGCCCCCGCGCCCGCCCCCCGGGCCGCGCUGAGCCGCAGCGCCAGUGUGCGCUGCGCGGGCCCGGGGGGCGGCGGCGCGCCCGGCGCGCUCUGGACUGAGGCCCGCGAGCAGGCGCUGUGCGCCCCCGGCCUGCGCAAGACCAAGUACCGCAGCUUCCGCCGGCGGCUGCUCAAGUUCAUCCCCGGACUCAACCGCUCCCUGGAGGAGGAGGAGAGCCAGCUGUAGGGGCGCGGGGCGGGGCGGGGCAGGUAUUUAUUUAUUUAUUCUUCCCACCAGGG
Molecule: messenger RNA, 1190 nt
Organism: Talpa occidentalis (Iberian mole)
Lineage: Eukaryota; Metazoa; Chordata; Mammalia; Eulipotyphla; Talpidae
Gene: TAMALIN
Product: trafficking regulator and scaffold protein tamalin
Biological process (GO): signal transduction
Cellular component (GO): plasma membrane
Molecular function (GO): protein binding
Source: RefSeq, a predicted model, not a curated record